Arctia plantaginis is the source of this 984-nucleotide messenger RNA. NCBI's taxonomy places the organism in Eukaryota, Metazoa, Arthropoda, Insecta, Lepidoptera, Erebidae. The record is from the annotation of a GenBank genome assembly.
AUGGAAAUUUUAAGUCAAGCUUCGAACACGCAGUUUAUGUUCACUGCUGCGGCUGUGGCUGUUGUUUUAGUAUGCGCAGCAUUGGUAUUUGUAUUCGGGUUUCAUUCAGCAGAACAGCCGCAAUUUGAUAAGCUUCCUUUGGUUGUGGACGAUAGAAAAUCAUCCAACAAGAAGAAUAAAAAAAAAGACAAGAAGUCUUCACCCAAUCGCACUGUGUCUGAUGAUGUGAAGACUAAGUCUGAAAACUCUAAAAAGUCUCCAUCUAAGGAGGAAAAGGUAAAAGAGACAGAGAAACUGAAACCUAGGGAGAAACCUGCUGAACUCAAACCUGUGAAAAAAGAUACCCUAACUAAAAGUAAGAAGGGUAAGGUUGUUGAAGCUGAAAAGCCUGCUGAUUUUGAUGAUGGCGGAUGGCAAGAAGUACCUAAGAAAAGUGAUAAAAAGAAGACAAAGCCUGCUGAAGAGAAAGAGAAGAAGAAGGAUAGUCCUACCAAGAAGAAUAAAAAGGCUAAGGAUGCUGAUGUUGAAGCUGCUCAUCCUGUGAUACCUGUUGAAGACGAACCUGUUGAAGAAACUAUCAAGGUUAUCAGUGCUGAAGGACCACAGGUGGAUGAGGAUGCAGCUCGUGCUUUGCAAGCACAAGUUGAAGAGUUGCAGCGGGUUUUAAAGGAGAGAGAGCGCCGUGAUCAAGCUGCUCUGGCUAGCAAUGAAGAUGAAGAAUCCCCUGAUGUGGAUGAGUUGACUGAUGUAAAAGAUCUCAGGAGUAACAAGAAAAAAGAAAAUAAAGAAAAACAAAUCAAGAAGAAAACUGUAGAGACUGUGCCAGCAGUCAAGUCGGCACCCAAACCUGAGCCUGAAAAAGACAACUCUGACUCAGAAAAGCAAGAAAAUCAAAAGGCAGCUGUAUUCGACGAGCUUGGUGACACUUGGACUGAUGCUAAAGUGUCGAAAAAAAGCAAAAAAAAGGCCCGCAAAGACCAGUGA